GAGCUUUUCAUGGUGAUUAAUUCUAUACUCCAUUUAUACCAGAAAACCAGGAUAAAGACAAUGUUGAAUAAUGGAAUUAAUGUUCCUGACGUUGUUAAAGUUUACAACAUUUCAGAAGCCAUCAAAAUAGAAUAUGUUGAAUGUAUUACAUUCAAUAGUAAACUUGCUGGUGAUGAACCAGUUUACAGAAAGAAAAAAAGAAAUGGUGACAAAUCCCACAAAUCCGACAAAUGUGAGGAUAUUAGAGAUAAUAUCAUUUUUGUAAUGAGUACAACAAAUG
Messenger RNA from Racocetra persica, 280 nucleotides. The record is from the annotation of a GenBank genome assembly. NCBI's taxonomy places the organism in Eukaryota, Fungi, Glomeromycota, Glomeromycetes, Diversisporales, Gigasporaceae.